Messenger RNA from Hibiscus syriacus, 2417 nucleotides. RefSeq names its product MDIS1-interacting receptor like kinase 2-like. The record is from RefSeq and is a predicted model, not a curated record. The transcript has 3 exons. The coding region runs from base 199 to 2310 and encodes 703 amino acids. Gene Ontology annotation, biological process: protein phosphorylation. Gene Ontology annotation, molecular function: ATP binding; protein kinase activity; protein binding. Lineage: Eukaryota; Viridiplantae; Streptophyta; Magnoliopsida; Malvales; Malvaceae.
AGCAGGACAGAAGGAAGGUGAUGCUCUUCUAAAAUGGAAGACCAGUCUUGAUGAUCAAAGUCAAUCUUUCCUCUCUUCUUGGAAUGGAAAUGGCCCUUGUGACUGGAUCGGGAUCAUUUGUGACAAGUCUACAAGUGUCAGCCAUUUGAACCUUUCAAGUUCUGGUUUGAAAGUCUUACUGGUUUCAUUCCUGCAGAGAUGAACAAUCUUACAAAUUUGAAAUUAUUUGAAAUCAGUCAAAACUACUUGACUGGCCAUUUACCACAACAGGUGUGCCAUGGUGGAGUACUUGAAAAUUUUACUGCAGAUAACAACUAUUUCACAGGUCCACUCCCUAAGAGCUUGAAGAACUGUACCAGCUUGUACAGACUUCGGCUUGAACACAACCAACUCACAGGAAAUAUAUCUGAAGAUUUAGGUAUAUUAUACCUGAACUUGAAUUAUCUUGAUCUGAGUGGUAAUAAAUUGAUUGGGGAGCUAUCAUCAGAAUGGGGUCAAUGUCACAAUCUAACAAGUCUAAGGCUCUCGAACAAUAAUAUAUCCGGUGAGAUACCUUCAGAACUUGGAAAGGCGACUCAGCUACGAGUAUGCGAUCUUUCUUCGAAUCAUCUAACCGGGGACAUUCCAAAGGAACUGGGACAGCUGACAUUCUUGUUCAACCUCACGCUGAAUGAUAAUCAUCUGUCGGGCAGUAUUCCUCCGGAACUCGAAAUGUUGUCUGCACUUGCCGGUCUUAACUUGGCUGCAAACAACUUAAAUGGCUCCAUUCCACGAUGGUUGAGAAAGUUCAAGACACUCUUGGAAAUAAAUCUGAGUGCCAAUGGAUUCAGUGGAAGAAUUCCUUAUGAGGUUGGUAGCUUUUCUUUUCUUGAAGUUCUUGAUCUCAGUAACAAUUUGUUGAUCGGUAAAAUACCGGAGCAAGUUGGGAACUUGAAAUCUUUAGAAAAGCUGAACCUCUCUCACAAUAAGCUCUUCGGUCGCAUUCCCUCAACUUUUGAUGGUAUGUUAAGCUUAACAUCUGUUGAUAUAUCCUACAAUCAGUUGGAGGGUCCUCUUCCACACAUCAAGGCCUUUCGAGAGGCUUCAUUCGAGGCCUUAGUAAACAACAAAGGCUUUUGCGGAAAUAUCACAGGUUUGGAAUCAUGUUCAUCAAAUUUAAACCAUAAUGUUGAUCAGAAGAACAAAAGUAUAAUUGUGAGUGCAACUUUAGUCCCUAUUUCUUUCACACUUCUACUUGUAUCCAUUGUCUAUGGGAUUCUUUAUUUUUCACAACGAAGAGAGAAGCAUACCGAGAACUCGCCACAGGUUGUAGUAAGUGAUAAUCUGUUUGCAGUUUGCAACUAUGAUGGGAAAAUGAUGUAUGAAAACAUUGUUGAAGCAACCGAAGAAUUCGACUCCAAAUACUGCAUUGGGGUGGGGGGAUAUGGAAGCGUUUACAAGGCACAAUUGUCUAAUGGUCAAAUGGUUGCUGUGAAAAGGCUUCACCAACUUUCAGAAGAUGGGCUGGCAGAUCGAAAAGCAUUUAACAGCGAGAUUCAGGCCUUGACCGAAAUACGCCAUCGGAAUAUUCUAAAGCUUCAUGGUUUCUGUUCCCAUCCCCGACACUCGCUUUUGGUAUACGAGUUCUUGGAAGGGGGAAGCCUGGAGAAGAUACUAAAGAGUGAUGAGAAAGCUACGGAAUUUGAUUGGAAGAAGAGGGUAAAUGUUGUUAAAGGCUUGGCAAAUGCAGUGUCGUAUAUGCACCAUGACUGCUCCCCUCCCAUAGUCCAUCGGGACAUUUCAAGCAACAAUAUUCUGCUCGAUUCAGAUUAUGUGGCUCACGUUGCAGACUUCGGCGCUGCUAGGAUUCUAAAGCCUGACUCAUCCAAUUGGACCCCAUUUGAAGGCACUUUUGGUUACUCGGCUCCAGAGCUUGCUUAUACCAUGCAAGUCAAUGAAAAAUGCGAUGUGUUUAGCUUUGGAGCGGUGACACUGGAAACACUUAUGGGAAGGCAUCCAGGAGAUCUUAUAUCUUUCAUUUCAUCAUCGUUCUCUUCACUCUCUCCAUCAUGCUCAUCGUCAUCAGCCUUGGGUCAUGUAUUACUGAAAGAUCUGUUAGACCAGCGACUUCCAUCUCCGAGGAGACAAACAGCAGCAGAACUGGUCUCCAUUGUAAAAGUAGCAUCACAUUGCUUACAUGCCAGUCCGCAAUCUAGACCGAGUAUGCAGCAAGUUUCUCAGGAGCUGUCUGAUCGGAAUCCACCUUCACUGGUGCUGUUUCACACAAUAACAUUAAGCCAAUUGCUUGAUUCCAGCAGUUAUACAUCUUAAAGGCUACACAUGGAGUUACUCCCUUUUUAUCUUGAUGCCUAUUCUGAUUCUGCAUUUCCUUUAUUUCCAUGUUCUAAUCACUUGUUCCAUUUAGCUUGUAUAAUUUC